Molecule: messenger RNA, 2965 nt
Organism: Schistocerca cancellata (South American locust)
Lineage: Eukaryota; Metazoa; Arthropoda; Insecta; Orthoptera; Acrididae
Product: juvenile hormone acid O-methyltransferase-like
Exons: 6
Coding region: 102-941 (279 amino acids)
Source: RefSeq, a predicted model, not a curated record
CCACCGCGGUGCCCCGCUCGCAUUUGCAUCAGCAUCUUGUUCCUGGCUGUGAGGGGGAUAGACUUCUAACCAGCUUGGAAGAACAAGAAGUGUACAUCAGCAUGGAUAAACCGGACUUGUACAACCUCGGGUGUGCUCCCCUCACGCAACUGGCCGCCAAACACGUUGACGACCUGUGGUCGGUCUUCACGUGGCCGAGACAGCCGCUGCCGGUGCUCGACAUUGGCUGCGGGCCCGGUGACGUCGCCAGGAAGGUUUUAGCCCCGCGGCUGCCACCGGGUACGAAGCUGGUGGCCUGCGACAUCAGUCCAGAGAUGCUGGAGUUCUGCAGGCAGCACAACGCGCUGCCAGGCACCAUCACGUACGAGCAGCUGGACGUGGUUGAGCCCGACCUGGAGAACUCCGCCGUGUGGCAGUACGCGCCCUUCGGCAAGGUGUUCUGUUUGCUGCUGCUGCAUUGGGUCCCCGACAACAGGCGUGCUGUCCAGAACAUUCACAAGCUGUUGGUGUCUGGCGGAGAGGCUGUCUUCACCAUAAUAGCUUACAUGGCUUAUUACACAGCGUUUGAAGAAAUGGCGGAAGACUCGCGUUGGGCCCAGUACAUGCAGGACUUGGAGAAGUUCGUAUCUCCGUACCAGCACAGUAAGGACCCAGUGAGCGACUUCCGCCAGCUGCUGCAGAGCGAGGGCUACCAGGUGCUGCACUGUGAAGUGGCGCCGCAGGUGCUCUUCUUCCCGAGUGAGAUGCAGCGCAGAGAUUUUCUGAAGUCAGUAUGUCCAUUCCUGAACCGAGUUCCGGAAGACCAGAAGGAUAAUUUCUUAGAUGAUUGGCUACAGCGUAUGGAGAAACUGAACGGAUUAUCAAAGGACGUUGGAAGCAGUGAAGAGCCGAAAUACUACAUCCACUUUAACAUAAUGGUGGCUAUGGCCAGAAAACUGUAAUUGGGAGUUUUGCACCACCGCUUGAAGAAGAAACAAUAUUUAAUAACGGAAAUGACAAACACAGAGCACAACCCCGGCUAGUCUGUUGUUAACAGAGUAUUAAACUAUAGACAUUCAUAUGUAAUUAUCUUGCCGUAAACUAUCUGUUAGGAAAAGCCUCUCAGGUGUAAAUGGCACUAUAAGAGUAUCCUGAUCUGUACAGUUUUGACGAUACUCCUGCCAAAGAUAUUCCAACUGUGCUGGUGUUCCGCCUUUAAUUACCAGGAUGUCAACAUGUCGCUCCUUUGCUCCCUUAAUUCGUUGGCUUCUCUCUCACUUUAACAUCAGGGGCAUAAAUGAUUCGUUUCGCACCACUGUCGAAAUGAAGAACUACCAAAGGUUUGCUGCUUUAGUAUAAAUACCACAACAGAAGCAUAAGCAGGGAGCUUACCAAUCGAAUGGAGUGAAGUAACCGGACAGAGAGACUACUAAAGGUUUGUACCUUUAGUACUUCCUCAUGUCGACAAGGGUGGUGAAAGGAAAUGUAUUUUUCAUGCUUUCCCGACGGAUCUGUUGCAAAUACGCUUCUCGGGUUUGCCGCCGGAUCGUAUUGUGUAAAUCGUACAAUAUUUCUUCGAUGCAACUGCUCGACAUCAUCAGGUGGUGGUAGCUGCUGCUGUCACUGCUGCAAGGCGCUGCGGACGGAGACGUGCGUGCGGUCGCCGAGUGUGUACUGCGUCCAGCGAGAGGGCGAUGGUCCCGUCUGUGCAGCUAAACGGCGUGAACAUGUGAUAGCGCCUUUCGUGUAUAUCAGCCUGCAACCGGAUAAGCUAUAGAGUCAAACUGUGGGAAUUAUUCAGGUUCUUAGAGUUCUGCUGUAUAUAUGUAUAUUCAAUUUCGUGCUGUUUGCAGUUAAGGAAUCUUACAGUAUUUGGCCUCCCAUGUUAUCUGUUUCGUAUUGACCACACGUGCACAACUUGUUGAAUAGUUGUUACCUGUGUGAACGAGCUUUGCCUGUUUUGGACGCACUCAAAUAUGGGCGAGGAGUGUAUGUUUAAGUGUGUGUCUGUGCACUCUGAAAUAACCACAGGUUGAAUUUUCUGGCUGUCUGCUGGAUUUUAGGUAACGUGUUCAGAGGUAAACAAGCAGUGGCUCAAUGAUGAAAAAUUUAUUGGGUGCUAUUACUGAGUGUGUGUUUAUGGAAUAUAUAUAUAAUAUAACUAAUCAGUUCUGGGGUUAUAUUAUGAGUUAAGUUACGAGUGCGUGAUUUAGCACUAUGACCAGCUUCUUAUCGUUUUGAGUAUAUCAUCACUUCCUGCUCUGGCAGGAAUAAGCUUUCUGCAUGUAUUAUUAAUGACAAAAUAGUGCUGAUAUCCCAUGUGGUGAUAUUCCUGUUUUGAAAUUUCGUAAUGUUUUAAGGAAUGUGUUAUUCAGGGUACUGCCCAGUUGCUGUGUGGUUUUGUGUUGGUGUUUCCGUGGUGUAAUCAGCGGUGCGCGUCGUCCGUUGUAGCUGGUCGUUUAGCUGGGGGACGACGCCUUGGCGGCGGCCAGUUUGAUUUGUAAUCGAUAGCGCAGUCGCCGUGUUUAUCCGUAGACAGCAGUUCUCUGGCGAAUCUAAGUUGAAUAUUUUGUUAUUUGUUCCUGGUGACACCGAGGCGUCCGUCUUUCCUUUUUCACCGUCCCUUUCAGCUUUCAUUCAGGCUCGAUCUCAGUUAUAGUUUCCGCAAACCUUUGAUUUGCCAUUACUUGUCACUGAAAUUUUUGGUAGUACCUGAAAGAUGGCUUUCAUUCUGUUGGGUUUUUAAUGUCUUACAACUGUUAUAUCUUAAAAGGUGUCUUGCUUCUGUGGGAGUGUUUGUAAGUAAAGCAUUUAUUGUUUGUAUACUUCUUAAGAUUUAUCUAAAGAGGGUUCUGAAAUUAUUUGUUUGGGAUGGGCUUUGACGCCCGUAGACAUUUUGUCUGUUUAGUAAUGUUUCAAUGUUUAGUGUACUUAUGUAUAUUAUUCUGGGGUAACAGCAUUUUGCUGUUGUCAUGCAAUUGUUAAA